CUGAUGCUUCUGUGUUGCCAGGUUGGAGGCUUGGAUUCGCUUUGGGAGGAACAGAGCGGUUGUUGCCUCGCUGUAUCUACCAGCCGGUUUUAAUCUGCUAGCGUUACUACAAAUAGGAAGGAAAAACGGAGGGAAGGAGACAAAUAACUUGACACCUGCCAGGAAACAGGAGACUUCACUCUGAAGGAACUGAUAAACAGGUGUGAAGCAUGAGGAUCAACUCAGCUAUUCAGGCUGCUAUUGACCUCACAGCAGGAGCUGCAGGUGGGACUGCGUGUGUGGUGACUGGCCAGCCCUUUGACACUGCAAAGGUGAAGAUGCAGACAUUCCCCAACAUGUACAGAGGAAUUGUUGACUGUUUUGUGAAAACCUAUAAGCAAGUGGGGUUUCGAGGCUUCUACAAGGGAACCACACCAGCACUUGUAGCCAACAUCGCGGAGAACUCCGUUCUGUUCAUGUGCUAUGGAUUUUGCCAACAAAUUGUGAGAAGAAUUGUUGGAGUAGACAGGAAAACAAAGCUCAGGAUGGCUUUUCUCCAGGUGCAUCACUUGAGAGCUGUCAGUGGUCCAGCAGUCUCAGUGUGCCUUACCAUUACGCAUUUCUCAAGUGAUCUGCAGAACGCUGCUGCAGGCUCCUUCGCCUCUGCCUUUGCCACCCUCGUCCUCUGUCCCACAGAGCUGGUGAAGUGCCGGCUGCAGGCCAUGCAUGAAAUGCAGUUGUCAGGAAAGAUAAUCCAGGGACAUAAUACAGUUUGGUCAGUAGUGAAGGGCGUUAUUCAAAAGGAUGGUCCCCUUGGAUUUUACCGUGGCCUGUCAAGCACUCUGCUGCGGGAAGUCCCAGGCUAUUUCUUCUUCUUUGGAGGGUAUGAACUGAGUCGGACAUUCUUUGCCUCUGGGAGAUCAAAAGAUGAAUUAGGUCCCAUUCCUUUGCUACUAAGUGGAGGUUUUGGAGGCAGCUGUCUGUGGAUUGCUGUGUAUCCAGUGGACUGUGUCAAAUCUAGAAUUCAGGUUCUUUCAAUGGCUGGAAAACAGGCAGGCUUUAUGGGAACAUUUGUAACUGUUGUGAGAACUGAAGGUGUACUUGCCUUGUAUUCUGGACUAAAACCAACUAUGAUCCGUGCAUUCCUGGCCAACGGGGCACUGUUCCUUGCCUAUGAGUAUAGCCGGAAACUUAUGAUGAAACAAAUGGAUUCUUACUGAUACCUUCUAGCAGCUGGAGAAGAAAAGGUUGUUUAAGGAUCAUUUAAAUAAAUGAUCGAAAACAUGUAGAUCACAUCAUGGUCUGAGCAGGGCCAAAUCAGUGACCUAAUUUUAGGAACUCAACUCCAGUUUAGGAUUUAUAAUCUUUUUAAAUUCAGGUGAUUUCAUAGAGAUGUGUACAUGCUGCUUGAACUGGACCAGCAGAACUAUCUCCAUCUGGCAGAUUCUGCACUGGUGGGUACAUUGCAUGUCAUAAAUGUAUUUUCCUGACCUGUAAUGGUGCUAAAAAGACUUCUCUUGAACUGUGGGGUUUAAUGUAACAUGCAGCAGUAGGCUGUGACUUGUUUAAGGCAAAGCACUGUUAAAAUCUGUGGUGUGGUAGUGAAAUUUCCCAGUUGUUGCUGGCAAGUGCCUGAUUCAAAGUAACAGCAGUCCUGUCUAAUCUUGCUGAGAUGGCUGACACAUAUCCCUCAGCUAGAACCCUGCCCUGCUCCAGCUCCCUUCUGUUCUGUGACUUGCCAUGGUCAUGGCAGUUGGUGUCUGACUUGACUUGUAUACUCUGUCCCAGUGAAUGGGGCUUAUAAAAGUAGGAAAUGUUCACCCUCUACCUUGUACUGGUAUGACUUAGAGCCUGAGAUAUGCCUGUGUUUGAGAUAAAAACAUAUAGUUACUGGGUUUGAGUCCAUGCAGAACUUCAUUAUUUUCUGAAUCCUUUCAAGAAGUGCUGGAAUAUGCUAAGCACCACUGAAUUAAGCACUUAACAUAAGGGAGACUGCUGGAAAUAGCUGCUGGCUCUGGUCAUGGAACUGUAACUUUGUGCAGGCUCCUGUCUGGGUCACCUUGACAUGAAUGAGUCUAUGUGCUUGAAGGAGAGGAAGCUGAAGAGGAGCAGAAAGCCAGAACUGAGUUCUUAAAGACAACUCACACCAUGGUCUCCAUGGUGUAGCACACACUUACUUGGGCUGGAGUCCUGCCACUUGCUGCAUCUCUUCAGCUGAGUGGAAAAAGCUGGUAUGACUGGGUAGUUUGUAUCACCUUCAGGCCUGGAGGGCAUGCCUGCUUGGUCAUGUUACUUGAUUAAACAUGCAGUUUGUUAGUGUUACUCAAAAUGAUGCAAUAAUGCCUAUUUCUAGGUGCCACUUCCAUUCUUGAAGUAGAAUGUUCUUUAUAUAAGCAUGCUCUGCCUUGUAAGAAGCAGCUACUGCCUAUCCCCGGGAGAAAGCAAAGCAGGUCUUAGAGCAAGACAGUUCAUGACUCCAGGCUUGGAGUUGCACAGAGGGAUGUUGCCUGUGUGCUGUAAGUGACAACCUACCCUUGUGGAAGGCACAGACAGCUCUUUGACCCACCAAGUUCAUCAGAGUAACAUAGAGAUGAGCAACCUCUCACAGCAACCACAGUUCACCAGUGACUGACAGUCACAGCUGGAACAGCUUGGUUUUGCAGGUUACAGCUUCCCUUUCAGAUCCCAGAAACAAGGAAGAAGCUUUAGGCCUAGAUGAAAACAUCUCAGUACCUACUGCCUCUUGCAGUGAAGCCAGGGUGCACUCCAGUGCCCUGUUACAGCCUCUUUGAUGAGAGGUAGGUGCUGUAGUUCCACAAAUGCUUUUUGCUUCCCCAGCCUUCACAUGCAGCAGGAACUGUGUAUCUCUCUUUCAUACACCCAUGAGAUAAGGCAGUUAAAGCAGGGCAUGGCUGAAGAAUCUUCAAUGUCUGUUGCACCUAUUUACCUUGAUGGACUGGUACACUAGGGGCAGUAAUACCGUGCAUCAUCAGUACUUUAAAAGGAAUUUAUACCAAAUGUUUAAAUCAUUCAGGUAGGAGGGUGAAGCUUUAGGAGUUGUUAGACUUGCCCUUCUUUUCAAAAUUGUCUAGCCAAGAGAAAUAGUAUAUUUGUACAUGUUUCUAAUAGUUAUGAAAAGGUGAGGACUGAUUCCACAUCAGUGGAAUACUUCAAUCUAUUUCUUAGAUUUGUCUUUGCUUUCAUUUUUUAAAGCUCAUGGUUGUAGUUUUUAAUACAAAAGUUGAAGCUUCAAGAGAAGCAGGAUAUUUAGAACUGAGUCACCAGCUUCUUGCUGUAGGUUCAGACAUGCAUUUUGAAAGUUUAACAUCAACUUCUGAAGGAAGCAGUAAUUUUUCCAUGCACAGCUGCUUAAGCUGUAGACAUGUAUCAGUUGUUCAGCUAAGAACUUCAUAAUGCUGGUAUAGGAAUUCAUGGGAAUAAAGUUUGAUUUGAUUAA
Aquila chrysaetos chrysaetos is the source of this 3436-nucleotide messenger RNA. RefSeq names its product solute carrier family 25 member 15 (gene SLC25A15). Bases 210 to 1199 code for a protein of 329 amino acids. Gene Ontology annotation, molecular function: L-ornithine transmembrane transporter activity. The record is from RefSeq and is a predicted model, not a curated record. Lineage: Eukaryota; Metazoa; Chordata; Aves; Accipitriformes; Accipitridae. The transcript has 8 exons. Gene Ontology annotation, biological process: mitochondrial L-ornithine transmembrane transport.